AUGAGGAUAAACUCUUCGUAAGCUGAAAGCAGUUUAUCAAAAUGAAAGCAUUUUCAAAUGCUUUCGUUAUUUAGUACUUACUCUCCAUUUUCAUAAGCUCAAUAUACCUAUUAUCAUAAGCUCAAAUAAACUCUUUCAAACCCCUCUUAGUAUUUACCAUAACUAUUGAAGAGUCAUGCUUUGAUGGAAGAAGAAUCUCUUUUACCAUUUAAUUGAUAUAAAUUUCUUAUGACAGUUAGGACCGCUCUAGUUGCACUGAUUGCGUUCAUGCCCACCAGCCCAAAUGGUGCCUUGGGCUCAUUAGACUACAAAAAAGAAGAUAGGCGUGCCUUAGCCAUUAAAUCUCGUGAAGCAUCUCCAAAAUUUGGGACUCCUGAACGUCAAAAACUGAUUGACGAGAUUCAUGACUAUAUGCUAAGCAAAGCAAACCCGGUUCCUCAACCUAGCCCUUCACAGGCUUCUGAAGAACCCAAAAACGAAGAGACCGAGACUCAAGUUACUCUGCCAAGUCCCGAGGCUUUACCUGCAGGAGAGGGGAUUACAGAUGAAACUGGUGACAGAAUAGUUGAAGAACAAGAAGUUCCUGUCAAUGCUAAUCCUAACCCUGCAGGAGUUGAAGCGACAAAUGAGAUUCCACCCGAAGUAGUCCCAACCAAUCAGUUGCUCCCGAAGUCAGAGGCAAGGGUUCAAAAUAUGAAACUAGAGACAAGAGUUCAAAAACUUAUCUCAAAUGUCCACCAGUUGCAAGCUUCAAAAGAUUCAACCUCUCCACAUUGGUUAUCUCAACACCAGGAAUGUUCCUGA
Vicia villosa (hairy vetch) is the source of this 804-nucleotide messenger RNA. Its product is annotated as ubiquitin-conjugating enzyme E2 32-like. NCBI's taxonomy places the organism in Eukaryota, Viridiplantae, Streptophyta, Magnoliopsida, Fabales, Fabaceae. The transcript is spliced from 2 exons. The record is from RefSeq and is a predicted model, not a curated record. The coding region runs from base 229 to 804 and encodes 191 amino acids.